UCUCACCAAUCCACUUUCACCAUCAACAACAACAACAACAACAACCAACGUCCUCGCUCCCACCAUUCCCACCGCUCCGUCUCCCAGAUCAGCACCACUGCCACCACAGCGACGAACAGCAGCGCCAAACCUGCGGCCAAACCGGAGCCUUCUGCGGCAACCCCCAUCGACGAACCCCUCAUGCACUGCCUCCACUGCGGGAGCAUCUCCUUCUCGGCACGGGCGGCCAAGGAUGGAGGUCCGGUGAGGUGGAUCUGUCUGGAUUGCGGAAUCCGUGCCGUCGCGGUCUAAGCGGUGGAAUCUCCGGUUAUGGAAUUCUCUCGGAAACAUUGAUGACGGACGGGUUGGGAACAAAUGAAUGGAGCAGGUCAACAACGAGGGAACGGUGUUUCGUUUUGAUGAGGAGGAGGGGGAGGGAAAAAGUUGGGCUUGCUCGAUGGAGGACUUCCAACCAUUAUUAUUAUUAUGCUUUCUUCAUGAUUUUACCUUUUGUCCCCCUUGUUUACUCUGACCAUUUUGUCGGCUCUUCUCUGUCAUCUUCCUUCGCUUCGGGGUUUUCGUCCCAUCUUUCAAUACUUUUUCCAAAGCGAGCAAGCAAGCAAGCAUGGUGUUUUCCAGGAAAGGGGCCGAAUCGGGGGAGAAAACUCAAUCACGGGCCUCCGUUUCAAUGUUUUCACCCCUCCUUGUACUUCCCCUUUCUUCCCCCUAUUCUUUUCUCGCCCCACGGCGACCAUGGACCUCUCUGGGCGGGCGGGCGAACGGGCGGGGUUCUUUCUGUAACAAUUUUCCACGAGGAUUCGAUCGGAUCCAUUUGUCGACGAUGAUGAUCAUCAUGAUGGGGAAAACGACGAAGAAAUUCAGUUUUCUUCCCUAGAUCGUCGUCUUUGUAUUACAUUCGUUCGAUUUUCCUUUUUUCCCUAUUUUCUUUCUUUCCCCUAUC
Messenger RNA from Dissoconium aciculare CBS 342.82, 940 nucleotides. RefSeq lists its product as uncharacterized. Bases 333 to 824 code for a protein of 163 amino acids. The transcript has a single exon. Lineage: Eukaryota; Fungi; Ascomycota; Dothideomycetes; Mycosphaerellales; Dissoconiaceae. The record is from RefSeq and is a predicted model, not a curated record.